Sebastes umbrosus (honeycomb rockfish) is the source of this 1929-nucleotide messenger RNA. It is a transcript of the gene pdcd7, whose product is annotated as programmed cell death 7. The record is from RefSeq and is a predicted model, not a curated record. Lineage: Eukaryota; Metazoa; Chordata; Actinopteri; Perciformes; Sebastidae. The transcript is spliced from 5 exons. Bases 140 to 1747 code for a protein of 535 amino acids.
CAAAAGCUACCGAAAACAGGAAGGAGAAGAAGAAGAAACGACGACAACACUAAACAUGGCUCCAGAGAGGAGUUGAUAGAGAGACUGUAUGCAGCCUGCAGCUCCAUAACGUUCACCGUAGGUCACUACUGCUCACCAUAUGGACAACAUAUACCACCACCAGGCUUCGUCAGAGCCGCAGCAGCCUCUCGGCUAUAAUGGCGGUUAUCUGGAGACGCCACCGUACACCGCCAACAGACCCCCGGGGAGCAGCGUGCUGCAGGCGGACCAUGACCCGGCUGCUCCCCGCUGGACCCCUCCAGGGGGGUAUGACGGUGGUCACCCGUACGGGUUUAGAAGCGACUUCCCGGCACCGCCGCCUCAUCACCCGGUCUUUCCGUACGGGUUUGACCCCUCCGUCCCCCCGCCUCCGUUCGGCUGUUCACCACCGGGACACUUCCCCACUACCGUGGUGACCGCCGCUCCGGUGCACGCGUACAGCAGCAGGGGAGCCGCCACCUUCCAGCCGUUCGGAGCCGGUCCUCAGGCUGCUCAGUAUGACCUGGAGCCCGGUCACAGACAGCAGCGGGACUGUGAGGAUUACUCAGGAAGCGGAGCUCUGCUGUUUCCUCCGCAGGGUACCGGUAAGGACCGGGACUGGAGUCCGGGAACGACGACAAGACCUGAGGAUGAAACAGCCCUUCAGAGGAGGCAGGACCAGCAGUGGCUCGGACGGUUCCUCCAAGGCAGAGACAACACUCCCAAGAGCCGGCAGACCCAGAAGCAGCAGACCCAGCAGCCGCCGCACCGCACCCCCGUGCCGGACCUCAGAGCGGCUCUGAACCGGGCAGCUCAGCUCGUCUCACAGUUAGCAGAGUCCUGUGAAACUCUGAGGAACAACGUGGAGGACGGGUGUGUUUGGGCAGACUCUUAUGUGGUGGCUUUAAAUGUGAAGAAAGAGCUACAGGAGAAGCUCCAGGGCCUCGGUGACAGCGAGUGUUUAGCCGGCUGGAGAGCGAAGUUGUCCCGUGUUGCUAACAGGAGAGCUCGGCGACUGAGAGCCAGGAAGCUGUUCCAGGUGGAGGAAGAACACAGAGAGGAGCUCCUCGCUGAGAAGGAAGCUGCCAUAAACAAGUGGAGGAUGCAGCGGGUACACCAAGUGGAGGAGAAGAAGAAGGAGCGGGAGCUGAAACUGGCUGCGGACGCGGUUCUCUGUGAGGUGAGGAAGAAACAGGCAGAUGUGAAGAGGAUGCAUGACAUCUUGAGAUCUCUGGAGAAACUGCGCAGACUGAGGAAAGAGGCAGCAUCGAGGAAAGGUAUCGUCACUGAGCGAGAAUGUGACGAGGCCUUCGGCAGCAGACUGGAGCAGCUGAGGAAUGUGAUGAAGAAGAGGACAGCGAUCUACUCCACAGAGGAGAAGGCUUUGAUGGUGAUGCUGGAAGGAGAGCAGGAGGAGGAGAGGAGGAGAGAGCAGGAGAAACGAGUGAAGAAGGAGAGGGAGAGACACCUGCAGAGGAAACGCAGAGUGAACACAAUGUUGUUUGGAGAUGAGCUUCCUGCUGAUUCUGUCCUGCAGCCCUUCAGACACUAUUACACCCAGGCUGAGCGCUCACUGCAUGCUUUACUACAAAUCAGGAGAGAGUGGGAUGUGUUUGCGGUUCCAGCGGAUCAUCCUGAUGGUUCUGCGGUUCCUCAGAGCUGGAUCCUGCCAGACGCCCCGUCAGACCAUGCCUGGGCCUCUGCUCUGUGCACUGCUGACACGGACUGAGACGGCCUCUGACUCACUGUAUGUGCUGUCAACUGGUGCCCGACAUCCAACACUCCACUAAUACAGUAAAUCCAAACCUCCGGUGCAGGUGACUGGAAGGACUGCUGGUAUAAACCCAUCUGAGCAAGAUGUACAAAUAAGACUUUAAUGAGUAAAGAAGUUAAUAAAGGAUUUAGAAGUCA